AUGCUGUCGCGGUCAGGGAGAGCAGAAACCCGCAGUCGGGCCAAAGAGGACAUCAAACGUGUGAUAAACGCGAUCGAUAGAGUCAGAAAGUGGGAAAAGAAAUGGGUGACGCUAGGAGAUACAUCUGUGACAGUGCUCAAAUGGGUUCCAGUGACUGCCCAGGAAAAUCCUGGGGCUUUGAGAAAAAUUCCAGGUGUCAAAACAAAAACCUACUCCAAGGCAAGAGUAGAGAGAGAGCGAGAGCUGUAUACAGCCGAGACAGAUGCUCAGAUGAGGUCCAUGUCACCUUCCAACAGUAACACAAACACAUCCUCGGCCAACAGCCCUUCAUCCAAGACUCACCACAGCCACCGCCACCACUCAGGCACCAGCAGCAAGAGGCAUAAAUCUGGUGUGGUUACCAACAGCCAGGGAACUGUUGUCUACACAGAAGAAAACACCCAGCAGUCCACGGGCUCAUUCGGAUCAGAGAAUUUAAAUGAAGAUUCCAAUUUAUCGUUUCCUGAGAACAGCGAGCACAGUGAACACACGACUGAGUUCUCUCAUGACAGCAACGACGCUGAUCCUCAGAUGAGAGUCGCAAUGAGUAUGGUUGGCGAUGAGGAGGGAGCGGCCCAGUCUAAAAAUGGCAAAGGGGAUGAAACAAAUGAUUCCAGCCCUCCGGAGCUUGACAGGGAAUCAUCAUCAGAUGAACCAGUCCCCAAGAAGACAAAAACGGGUUUAUAA
This is a messenger RNA of Candidula unifasciata, 726 nucleotides long. The record is from the annotation of a GenBank genome assembly. Lineage: Eukaryota; Metazoa; Mollusca; Gastropoda; Stylommatophora; Geomitridae.